Colletotrichum acutatum is the source of this 657-nucleotide messenger RNA. RefSeq lists its product as uncharacterized. Bases 1 to 657 code for a protein of 218 amino acids. The record is from RefSeq and is a predicted model, not a curated record. The transcript has 3 exons. NCBI's taxonomy places the organism in Eukaryota, Fungi, Ascomycota, Sordariomycetes, Glomerellales, Glomerellaceae.
AUGACUUUUGCUAUCGAGAACGCUUUCGCCCUUGCGAUCUUGGGUGAGCACAAUCCAGAAACCUCAACUACCAAGGAUCUCAUCUUAAGAACAGACUUGGCAUUUUGGAGGGUCAGCAGCCGUCUCCUUGAGGGAAACACGAGCCUUCCCAGCGCUGAAGCCGACAUUUUUGAGGGAACUUUUACUCUUCCUAUGCUCGGUAAACGCGCCAUCUCGGACCUCGACUGGAGCACUCUGGUAGCGACAGUCUUGGAAGUCUAUCUCAGCAUCCGCGAACGCCUAAUCCGUGGCGAAUGCGUUCUUCCCUCUCCUCAAAGCACGAUGAGAGCCAGUAGACUCGAUCCAUCUGUUACCGUUCUAUUUGGUACCGGACCGACAUUCCCUGCUGCCGAGUCGGACGUCGGCGAGUUUCCAGAUAACAUCCUCGACGGUGAGUAUGAAGAGUAUGAUGAAGACGAUCGCGAGAUGGGAUCAGCUGACUCCGGUUCCACAAAGAAGGGGAAAAGGAAUGACGAAGAAAGCAAGAAAGGAGUAAGAACGUCGACCCCGGGCCCUCCUAUGGAGCUGCACCCUCGUCAGGAUAUCUGUGCUCGUACAUCUAGAAACACUCGACAAGGUCAGCCGUUAGAGACAGACAACUGCGGUGAGGAGCCCUGA